AUGGAAGAAAUAUAUUAUACGCCUUUAAGUAACAAAAACUAUGAUACCUUGAUAGACCUGCAAGAAUGUAUAAAAGAAUGGAUUGAUAUGCUGAGGAUAUUUUUAUUAUUGAUUGCAAAAAAUGAAUUUAUAGAAAAGGAAAAGAUAUCGGAAAUAUUUAAUGGAGCUAGUGAUUGUAGUAAAGAGGCAAAUGAAUCAGGUAAACUAAAUAAACACCGUCUAUCAGGCAAGACGGUUAAAUCAGGCAAGACGGUUAAAUCAGAUGAAGCAGCUAAACCAAGUAAAUCAGAUGGAAAAUUGGAUACUAAUACAAUUAGUAAAAUAAUAGACAAUCUUGGAUCAAUAAAAGAUGAACAUGAGAAUAAUCAUAGUGAUAGUGAUGAUCUAGAUAAAAUAAUUAAUCGAUUGCUUGCAAUUAGAGAUCAUAUUAAUAAUAAUGAGCGAUACCUGUACCAAUUUAUAGAGUGUGUUAUUAGUCUUCAGAAAUUAAAGAAGAACCGCCCUGGCGUAUAUGAUGACGUAUAUGAUGAAGGAAAAAAAUUGUAUGAUGAAAGCAAAGAUAUUAUAUGCAGUAAUAUGAAGAAAAGUAUUUUAAGUAUUAGAGAGUUCAAAAUUUUCAAAGAAAUUGAGAACAAUAUUGAUGAACAAAUGAAUAGUAUUGGCAAUGGUAAUAAAAGUAUUGAAAUUAAAAAAGGAAAAGGUAAGAAACAAGGCAAUGGUGCCACUGCCGUAGUGAAUACAAUCACAGAUGAUGAAUAUAAGAACAUCAUAGAAAAUGUUGCGUUAAUCAUUUAUCAAAAGAUAUUUACUAAACUUGAUAAUAUUAAUGACGAACAGAUUGGUAAUAUUAAGGAAGAAAAUAAGAAGAUUAUAAAUGAACAGAUUAAUCCCAAUAUAUCAUAUUUUGAUGAUAUUAUAAAAGUUGGUAAUGAAGAUAAAAAUAGAAAUACUGUGCUGAUCAAAGCCAAUGUAAGAACUGGAAUGAUAUUUUAUAUACUAUUUGUACUAACAUGUGCUUAUAAAAUUAUUGUUGAUAAAGAGAUAGAAGAUAGACAAGCGUCACCUGCAGGUGAAGUAUUGGAAGCAAUAUCUGCAGCUUGA
This is a messenger RNA of Ordospora colligata OC4, 1101 nucleotides long. RefSeq lists its product as uncharacterized. The coding region runs from base 1 to 1101 and encodes 366 amino acids. The record is from RefSeq and is a predicted model, not a curated record. Lineage: Eukaryota; Fungi; Microsporidia; Ordosporidae. The transcript has a single exon.